This is a messenger RNA of Leptidea sinapis, 2870 nucleotides long. It is a transcript of the gene Pex11ab, whose product is annotated as peroxisomal membrane protein 11B. Gene Ontology annotation, cellular component: peroxisomal membrane. Gene Ontology annotation, biological process: regulation of peroxisome size; peroxisome fission. The transcript has 4 exons. The coding region runs from base 161 to 874 and encodes 237 amino acids. The record is from RefSeq and is a predicted model, not a curated record. Lineage: Eukaryota; Metazoa; Arthropoda; Insecta; Lepidoptera; Pieridae.
GAUUAGUAGUACUAUUUAUUUGAAUUUAUCAAUUUACAGUUUUUGUUUCUUGUGUAGGUAAUAAUUACUAAUAUGUGGGAAUACUAACACAACAAAGUGAUAAAGAAUUCACUAGUGUUUUUUUGUAUUAAUGAAUUGAUGAUUAAAUCAACAAACAGAAAUGGAUAUAGUAAUCAACAUCAAUAAUCAGACAAAUGGAAGAGACAAAUUGGCCAGAUUAGCUCAAUAUACAAGUCGGUUAGUUUGGCAUCAACUUGAGCAAAGAAAUGCAAACAAAUACUCCAUAGAUAGACUUAAAAGCUUGGAAAGCAAUUUGAGUUCAUUUAGAAAAGUGUUAAGACUUGGGCGAUGUGUGGACAUUUGCUAUACAGCGUUAAACUCAAUGAAUAUAGAUGACCCCAUCUUACGAAUAUCAAUUGCAAUAAGUAAAGUAGCACACAGCCUAUUUCUUUUUGCGGAUCAUGUUGUUUGGCUGACCAAAAGUGGCUUUCUUAAGUCGGACUCUGAUAGUUGGAAUCAAACAGCAAAUAAGUUUUGGUUGAUAUCAAUAAUUGCCAACUUAGCAAGGGACUUUUAUGAAAUUUUGAACAUAUUGGAGUUAAAUAAAAAGACAUUCCUGAAGCCAUCUGCUUUGAUUUUUGAUUCGGUCAGAAGAAACAACUGGCAAACAAGUGCUAACUACAUGUAUACAGUCUUAAACUGUCAUAAGGACAUAUUUAUUGAUACAGCAAAGAAUACUUGUGAUCUUUUUAUACCUUUGACAGCAUUGGGUCUUACAAAGCUUAGUCCUAGUGCAGUUGGAUUGUUAGGGACUAUGUCAUCAAUGGCUGCAUUAAUUACAAUAGUUAAGCCAAUCACAAAACUAGUUCCAUAGCAUAGUUGUAUGUUAAGCCAUCAUUAUGGUUUAUGGGUGUUAUAUGGGUAGUGGAAUAUAGGAAUAUGUGUAAUCUAUGACUAAGGUAAAAUUAUAUAGCUAUUAGACAAAUAAUUGGGCUAAAAAGUAAAUUAUUAAAACUCAUUCAAUUGAAGGGCCAGUAAAAUUCUCGUUUUUCAUCAAUAUUAUCCUAUUUCAUAAUUUAUUGUACAUAGAAAUAAGGAGUAUUAAAGAUUUUUAAUUAUUUAAUUAAUAAUUUAAAAUAAAAAAUUUGAGACCUGCAACUCGAUGUCUGUGAUGCUUAUUUUGUUAACAACCUGGGUUCAAGCCCUUGUAAGGCCAAUGCCAGUUGGUCAUUUUUACACAGCCAUUGAAUAUAUUCACAGGAAGUUGUGAAGUGAAAUAUUACCUCACAAUGUUCACCAAAAUAGUGUUGAAUAAACAUACACAUUAUGAACUCAUAGGUAUAUGGCGGGUGGGGAUUAGGUUAGUGUGUUGAUGUAAAAUUAAUUAACCAAUAUAUAUAUUUGUAAUGUAUAGAAUGUUUAUAUUCUGAUAAAAAUAUAGUCUAGGACAUAAAUUUGUAUAAUUAUCACUUGUUAACAAUAUAAACAUUCUGAUACACAGAUUGGAUUUAUUAUUUUUGUUAGAUUAAGACUUUCAUGGAUUGUUUGUAGUCAAGUGCUGCUGCAGUAGGUACAAUACAAGUAACUCUGGAAUGUUCUCAGUCGCUAGAAUGAAACUUCAUAGGGCCCCUGUAUUGUUAUUCCAGUCUAGGACUUGGUUUUUAAAAAACAAUUCAGCUUAGUCAACUAAACAGACCGAUGAAGCAAUGAAGAAGACGUUGUGCACACUUCAAUGCCUUAGAACUGAGAAGAAGGGGGCAAGAAACUCACUUAGUUUCCCUUUUUUAUUUGUUUCUCUCAGGCUUCUUUUUUUAUUAAAAUAUGGUUACAAUCUAAAAUCAUACAAUAAAAUUUGUUAUUCAAUAGCCUGAGGUCGGUCGCUACAUUCCCAAUCUGUGGUAUCACUAACGGCCGUUCCCAAUAUUCAGUAUAUCUCCGACUGUGGCCUACUUGAGAUAAAAAUCGUAACUAUUGUUGACUUUUCUGUCCCAAUGAACUUACCGACGGUAACUCACCUUAUCCGUACACACUGUCUGUCAAUGGGAACACAUAUAGCUUACCAGCGAUAGAAGUUUGUAUAGAAAUUGCAAUUCACGCAACCCAAUAUGAGGCGAUAAGAAUCACUUAUCGGGUAUAUUGGGACAGCUUCAGAUUCAGCUAAUUACUGACAGUAGAAGGUAGUAAUUUAUCUCUAUCUGUAGAUAGUAUAUUGGGAACGGCCGCAAGAAAGUCAUCUAUGUUUUUGUAUCCUUUACCACACUUAACGUUUUUAAAAAUUUUUUGGAAUAACGUAAUACUUUUGUUUUGAACAUUUGAGGUUGGCCGAGUAGUGUAACACGCCAGAUAUAAGCCCUUGUUGCCGAGAGGGAGCGUGGGUUCGAACCCCACACCUUAUACAGGUUUUUUUUUUACAUUAUAUUUUUAUUUGUUUAAUAAUUAAAGCAUAAUAUAAUAUAUAUAAUUCUUUUCAUAUCAUUAAUAAGCUGAUAUUAAUUUGUUAUGAUGGGAAAAAAAAGUUUUACUUGCAUUGUGGUUUCAUGAAACCACACAGUUGCUUUUUUAUCCGUCUGACUAUAUAAAUAUAAUAUUUUUAUAAAUAGUAUGAACUUAAUAAGUCUUAGGAUAACUUAUAUGAAUAGACCCAUUUUUGUAAUCCAUGCAAAUUGAGUUGCGCGCUCUACAAGCCGGAAUGUGAAUUAAUAUUAAAAAUUCUAGUUAGUGGUUACAAAAUAACUGAAAAAUAAUGUUGGCUGGCUUUAUUAAAUUAAGAAUUUCUUUGUGAUAUUAAGGGACUACUAAUGUUUAUUGUGAAUUACUUUUUGAUUUUAUUUUUAUACAAAAACUGAUAAAUGGAAUAUUAUUUACAUCCA